Molecule: messenger RNA, 1344 nt
Organism: Theileria orientalis strain Shintoku
Lineage: Eukaryota; Apicomplexa; Aconoidasida; Piroplasmida; Theileriidae
Exons: 3
Coding region: 1-1344 (447 amino acids)
Source: RefSeq, a predicted model, not a curated record
AUGUUGGAUUCCACUCUGAAGCAUUUGAAGGAGACCCAUCCUCAGGAAUCUCGGUUUCUGGAGAGCCUCUCCGCCAUAGAGGAGCGCCUGGAUCUUUUAAUUACUCGGCAGCAGAAUUGCAUUUUUUACGACCCUGGAUCUCAGCUUUCUAAGAUCCGUUUGAGGAUUUACAACACCUAUUCCGACCAGAACAAGCUGAACUCCAACGCGCUGUUUUCGCAUAUUCCGCCCUCCCGCUACACUCUGUUCAUAAAGGCCUACGAGCUCGACAGCAGCAAUAAGGUGGUCGAAAACAAGAACGUUGGCCUUCUGACCAAGUAUUUUCGGACCAUUCUCAUCGACACUCCGUCGGGCGUCGUCAUUUGGGACCGCGACGAGGUUCUGGGCCAGAAAUCGCAAAUUUUUACCCAAAACACCAAAAACAGCGGCCACAGCUCCGGUUCUGCUCUCAAUCAUGGCUCCUGUAACCCCUAUGUUUCCAGCUCGAACAGCUUCAUGACUCAGAGUGCCGGCAACACCGACUUAAGCUCCUUAGACGGUUCCGAGGCUACACACAGCGUAUACAACGGCCUUGACGAGCUCCACAUUAACCGCUUAGGGUUCGAGGAGUGUGACGUGUUCAUAUACUUCUUUCCUACUCAGGUUCUUCCCGUCUACUCCCUUUCCAAACAGCUGCUUGAGUUUGUAGUUUCCAAUUCUCACGACAAGGACCCCCGGAUGGGCAAUGCUCAGGCGAAUUUGCCGAAGAUAACCCGGUCCAUUUGGACCUAUGCCUUCAAGAAGCGUCUUUUUGUCGAGGAGGGCGACGAGGUUCUGCUGAACCUGGACGACAAUCUCCGGUAUUUGCUGAAAACUGACUCCAAACAGGUUAACAUUUCCGAAAUUCCUGUUUUACUGAAGCCGCACUUGAUGCCUCCUUUGCCUCUCAAGGUUGUUCACCGUGUUAAGUUGAAGGGCAGUCCCAAGGACAACGAGCGCGUCUUCGACGUAACUCUCCACUCUUCUUUCACCGGCAACUACCGUACUCAUGACUGUUCCACUGAGCUUGACGGCCAGAUUGCCUCUGCUGAGAACGAGGUGAUUGAGCUUCUUCACCUUCGCAACAUUUAUUCAACCUUUGCAUCCGAUCCUCACAAGUUCAUUUCGAGUUACAUUGAGAACCGCAAUAUUCAAAACUUCAAGCCCUUAGUUCCUGGGAAACUCGACCAGAAGGAGAACUACUUCGAGGUACUUGAUCCCUGGGUUCACUACGCCAUUGAAAAUUACCUGUAUUCAAACAACCGCACUGUCAACGACUUCAUUUCCAGGAUAAUGGAGAAGUCGGAGGAGCACCCAAAAAAGUAG